UAUAAGAGGCGGGGUCCGGGCACGCUGGCUGUUGGUAUCGCCGCGGGAUGGCCUCUUCCUAGAGUUUAGUGCGUGGAGCGCUCGAGCUGCUGCCGGUUGGCGGACUUGCCUUCGGGUUCCUGCGUGGCCUGCUGCGACAGAUUGCGGGGACUCCCGGCUCUUCCCUCUCGAGGAUCCGGAGACCCUCCAGAAGCAGAAGGCAGCGCUGCUACUCUGCACGGGAGAGGAGUGCUUUCAGCCAUGAAGUAUAUGUUGAACCUUUACCUGCUAGGUGUGGUGUUGACCCUGCUCUCCAUCUUUGUUAGACUGAUGGAGACACUGGGGGCCUUAGUGGAGAGCCCAUUGCCUGAGAGCACAUGGACCAUGAGAGGUCAACUAACCAACACAGAGUCCCCCAAGGGCCUUCCAGACCAUCAAUCCAGAGUGCAGUAAAACCUUCUGCUGCACCAGCCAUACCUUGGAACAUGGACCUCAGCAACUCCAGCCAAGUUUCCCAUUUACUAGCAGGCAAGCUCACAGCACCAGUGUUUCCAGAGAACUGUUACUAGGCACGAACAGACCUGUUUGACUGGAUGCUCCUUGCCCUGAAGGGAACAAAAAAAAAAAAAAAAAAAAAAAACCAGAAAAAAAAAAAGCCUGUUUGAUGCACAGAUGUGAGUGGGUUGCCUGUGGCUGUGGGAUGGAGUGAUCUUGCUCUUCUUCCCAGGAUCUGCUGUAUGCUUUGCUGUUUUUGACAGUGUGAGUCUUGACACCUGAGAUGGGGACCUGUCCUGCACUUUUAGCUGUUGGGAGAUGGUGGUGUUUUCAACCCAGCAUCCUAAACUUCUGCCAAAGGUUCCUUUGGACAGGACUGUCUUAUGGUCAGUUUAUUUGGUAUUUGUAUGGGCUGUAAGGAAGGAGAUGAUAGAAUAUCCAGUGCCUAAUUCUCAUUGUCUUAUAUUUUUAAGUUCUUCCAACAUAGUGUGUACGUGUUUGUGUAUGUUGGUCUGAAGGGGGCAAUGGGAUGACAAAGCCUGCUUAGGAUGUGGGCGUUCUGACCACUACGUGGUUUAAAUGGAUUUUUUGAUGCAAUAAAGUUGAAUAUUUCCAACAGAAUAUGUGUUAU
Molecule: messenger RNA, 1105 nt
Organism: Sciurus carolinensis (gray squirrel)
Lineage: Eukaryota; Metazoa; Chordata; Mammalia; Rodentia; Sciuridae
Gene: Hilpda
Product: hypoxia inducible lipid droplet associated
Exons: 2
Coding region: 241-432 (63 amino acids)
Biological process (GO): positive regulation of cytokine production; positive regulation of cell population proliferation; autocrine signaling
Cellular component (GO): lipid droplet
Source: RefSeq, a predicted model, not a curated record